Molecule: messenger RNA, 2001 nt
Organism: Bemisia tabaci
Lineage: Eukaryota; Metazoa; Arthropoda; Insecta; Hemiptera; Aleyrodidae
Source: RefSeq, a predicted model, not a curated record
CCCCGCCUGAUUCGGGGUCCUUGCAGGUACUCGGAAGUAAUGCGCACAGAAUUGCAGAGAAGCGCGCGCGGUGUAAUUAGUAAGUGCUUUUUGUGUUUAUGUUUCGUGUCGCGUGUAGCAGCCGCGAUACACCCGACAAAUAUCUCAGUCUAACGAGUGGCUUUGCUUCAACACGCGGCUCACUUGAAAGUUUCGUCCGUUCCUGAUUAUUUUGUUCCAAAACUAAGAUUUCGGUCGUGAAAAUGAACUUCUAUCGUAGACCUACGUUCCUCUUCGCUCUCUCUCUCAUCGUUGCGUUGAUCGCGACUGAGACAUCCGCAUCUCCGGCGCCUGACGGUGUCAUAGACAAGAUUAAAGGCUUCUUCUCUCAUCCCAAGGACACUGCAGAGGAAGCUGCGGACAAAACCAAGGAAACUUAUGACGAUGCGAAAGACGGAGUCAAACAUGGCUGGGAUGUGACCAAGCAGAAAGUCGGAGAAGGGUGGGAUGCAACCAAGGAGAAAGUCGGCGAAGGGUGGGAUGCAACCAAGGAGAAAGUCGGUGAAGGGUGGGAUGCGACCAAGGAGAAAGUCGCAGAUGGGUGGGAUGCGACUAAGGAUAAAGUCGGAGAAUGGGUGCAAAAGGGAAAGGAAGCUUUGAAGCAUGACAAGUGAAAGGGUUUCGUGACAUGAAUACAACACUCAAGUCAAUCGUUUUUGUACACUGAACAAAAUAGUUCUGUUCACAGGGCUCCUGCACUUCUUCUGUAACAGUCACAGAAGCUUCCGUUAUGAGAACAGAGUAUUCUGUUCCCACGACCAAAGUUCUGUUCUCACAACAGAAAAUUCAGUAAGUGUAACAAAGAAACUGCAGAAGCCCUGUGAACAGAAGGUUCUGUGGUCAGCACCAUCUAUUUUUUUCUGUGUACAUUGGUAAAAAUAACACCCUCCUCUUGUAAAACGUGAUCGGGUCAACUCCUACUUAACUUUCGAGUGAAAUUUGCCUAUAUUUCUAUUUAUUAGUCUCUUUCUGAUUCUUCAUGUCUUUCAAAUUUAACUUUUAAUCAUGUAUUUUUUAACUGGAUUAACUUUUAACCCCUCAGGGGUUGUGGAACGACAAGGUGCUGUGGCGUUAGGCGUCGCACAGCGCCACAGAGCGCUGUAAAAGCGACUGUUACGUGACUUAAUUACUUAAAAAGGCCCCUGAUUUGGUCUCAAUUUGACUCGACUUAUAUUCAACAUAGGUUCAUAUCAUUAUUUCGAAUAGUGUAGUCUUGAACCUUCCUUUAUUUGUCUAAUGGUACACUGUGGAGAAAUGCUUACGUACUUUGUUCUUAAAUGGAAAGGAGCCUCCAAUGAACAAUCCCACCAAAGGUAUUCCGCUAUUUCAAGACAAAUAUCAUUUGUUUAAAGUAAAACGAUAUCUAGCUGAUUUACGAUUAAUUGGACUACAUUUUGCAAUUAGGAACUAUAAAUUCCAGCCCGGUUUAAGAACAACGAUGUGUCAUUAGUGUCCCUAUACACAUGAGUGUUUUAACGAAUGAUCCAGAAAUUAUAGUUUCGAAUUGCAAAAUGUAGUCCGAUUUGUCUUCGAGGAGUAUUAAAGAGUCUCAUUGAUCUUUAUAUUUUCUCAGCGAAUCAACGAAACAUUUUUAUCAGAGAACAUCUAGUCGAGUCAACUUCCCAGUGUAAAAUAAAUUCAUCGAUGUGUUAAGACUCGUUUUUCCGUUUCUCUGAAUUUGCUCAUGUUUUGCUUUACUUGAUUGUAUAUAUUGUACCGUUUAAUUAUUUAUUUAUUUAUUCAAUGAAGUAAAGAAAAUUAUCGUUUUUAACAAUUUUGUUCAAGUUUGGCGUGUUUUCCUUGCCCUUAGAAAAACUCAAGAGGCUAUCUCAUUAAAAUUAUGGAAUCAAUUUGUCAAAUUGACACCUGGUUGAACGGGUAAAUUUAUUUAUUAUUUCAUUCAAUAUUUCGCCCUUUACUUGUUUCCAAUGACAAUAAAUUACGAUUAAGCAAUGCCAUGUA